Leptopilina heterotoma is the source of this 3511-nucleotide messenger RNA. RefSeq names its product FYVE, RhoGEF and PH domain-containing protein 4-like. NCBI's taxonomy places the organism in Eukaryota, Metazoa, Arthropoda, Insecta, Hymenoptera, Figitidae. Gene Ontology annotation, molecular function: metal ion binding; guanyl-nucleotide exchange factor activity. The record is from RefSeq and is a predicted model, not a curated record. The transcript is spliced from 7 exons. Bases 822 to 3041 code for a protein of 739 amino acids. Gene Ontology annotation, biological process: filopodium assembly; cytoskeleton organization. Gene Ontology annotation, cellular component: cytoplasm.
AAACUGUCAACUGUCAAAGCUGUCAGUUCUCUCUGUGUUAACUUGCACACAUUGGGAGAUUGGGGAAAAUAAAAAGUAUAAAACACUCGUAAAGUGUAUUAUAGGAGGGGCAAAAGAAUACUCUCGUGUAUAUAUUAUGAUUCAACCACACGCGAUGUAACGUCGCAUCGACGGAGAAAUCAACAGAUCAAUUUAAUCAACUUGAGUGUAUUGAAGAUAACGAGGCAAAAAUCUACUUGUCGUGAAACGUUAUUUUAUUCAUUCAAGGGCGUUCGUUGAGUGAAAAGUGUUUUUUUUUUAAAGCCAUUAAUGACAAGGCGGGAGUUUCGUGAUCCUGAAAUAUUUUUUUACUAAUGCGCCGGAUAUAUUUAAACUUUUAGGAGUAAAAUUUUUCUCUAUAUUAAUAGAUUCAGAGCCCAUCUCACAAUCAUUAUUAUAUGUACGUGUUUUAUCAAAAUUCGUUCAUUGUUUUCUCUUGUUAUCUUACAAUGAGCUAACAAUGAGUAAUUUUUACUUCUUUCAACGAGGAUUCAAAUGAACUUGAUUGUAAUCAUCUCAUUUGUUUGAAUUUAUAAUUUGUAUGUGAAAUACUUAACUUACUGUCAAUUAUGUCAACGAGAUUGAAUAUUAAUCUCUCGUCGUCCAGGUGCUCUAGUGAAAACGGCGCACAAGCGGUGUGAUGGAUAAAAAGUCUGAUAAUUGACAGUUAUUAACACGUCGAUCUUAGGAUGCUGCGAGGUCAGUUGAGAGACAUAUCAUCCUGGAUGGUUCGUGUGUCCGGAGCCAUUCGUCGGAGCUUAUAAAACGGACACUUAAUAAAAAUGUUUAGUUCAAAAAUAAGCGGUUCCACGAGUAAAUUCUACACUGAUUUAUAUGACAAUGAAGAAACUUCUCAGUCGGAGGAUAAUAAAUCGACAACAACGAAAAAUUCUCAUCUACAAGAACAAAACAGUGGAGCUAGCGAUGAUGUCAAUUCACAAGAUUCAGAUUCAAUCAACAGUGUUGCAAAUGAACAAAAUUCUCCAAAACAUUCUUCCUACAAUCGAAUGUCACGACUACAAAGUUGUCCCAGAUUUCAAUCGUUUCUUGUCACAACUUCAAAUUCUUCAAUAUGUACGGAAAUUCGCUCGGAAAAAAUCUCUACCGAAUCUUCCUUUGUUAAAGUCUCACACAGCGUUUUGGAAUACAGUAGCAGCAGAUACAAGGCAGCAGAGAGGAGUUCACAUCAGUUUAUACUCGAGGAUUACGCGGUGAGCGAGUCAGAGAGUGAAGAAGAAUCGGACGAGAAUCGUUCAACGGAAAUCACAACAAUUAUUAAUAAUCAGCCUAAUGAUUUGGCAAAUGAAAAAUUAUUGUCAACAACAAAACAGGAGCAUUGUGAUUCAAAGAAAAAGAAGGCACAUCAAGUUGCUGAGGAAUUACUCGCGACAGAAAAGAAAUAUGUGAAUAUUUUACAUUUAAUUGAUCAAGUAUUUCAAUUUCGUGUUGAUCAAGAAAAUCGUGCACAUCCAAUGUUUCCAAUUGAAACGGUACAACAUAUGUUUUCAAAUAUUAAAUCAAUUUAUAAAUUUCACAAUGAUUUUUUAUUACCACAACUCGAGGAGAGAAUGAAAUUAUGGGAGACGAAUUCACGUAUUGGUGAUAUUAUGAAGAAUUUUGCGCCAUUCUUAAAAAUGUAUACGGAAUAUGUGAAAAAUUUUGAUUACGCAAUGAAUCUUAUUAAUAAUUUACAAGGGAAAGUGCCACGUUUUGCGGCAAUUAUCAAUGAAAUACAAAAACUUGAGGAGUGCGGAAGAUUAACAUUGUCACAUCAUAUGCUCAGUCCUAUUCAACGAUUGCCGAGAUAUGAAUUACUUAUUAAGGAUUAUUUGAAGAAUCUUACCAAGGAUAAUCCCGAUUAUGAAGAUACGAAAAAGGCUUUGGAAUUGGUAUCAACGGCAGCGAAUCACACGAAUGAAGCUAUGAAGAAAAUUGAUAAAUUCAAAAAACUUUUGGAGAUCCAGGAGAGCAUUUAUGAUUCUACUGAUUUAGUUAGUGCGACACGUGAACUCGUUAAAGAAGGAAGGAUCGUUAAAAUAUCUGCUCGAAGUGGUGAUCAUCAAGAAAGGCAUUUAUUUCUAUUCAGUGAUAUACUUUUGCUGUGCUCAUUGAGACUGAUUCCUGGACCAAUUUAUCGUUUGAGAGCAAAAUUUCUCGUAGAAAAUCUUGAAAUAAUUGAAGGCGAUAAUUUGGAAACUGCUAAUACAUUUUAUAUAAGAGAUGAUAAUAAAAACGUCGAAUUAUAUACUCAUUCUGCGGCGGAUAAGGCCGCAUGGCUUGAUGCACUAUUCGAGACAAUGCACGAGAUUAUGAGACGAAAGGCGAGUUUAAAAACUGGUGAAGAGAAAAAUAAUUUAGUUAAAACUGACGAUGUUAAUAGAUGCAUGGUUUGCGAAACUUUAUUCUCCGUUAUGAAACGAAGACAUAAUUGCAGAUCGUGUGGAAUUAUUGUCUGCAGUAAAUGCUCAAACCAAAAAUUAUUAUUCGAGGACAAUAAGCAUAUGAGAGUGUGUAGAUUAUGUUAUGCAGCGUUAACGCAACCAUUAACGAAAUCACCCACUUCGCCUGUUCCAAGUUUACUUCAAGUAUCAGCAAGUGCACCAUCGGUUUUUUCCGGUUAUUUAUUACUCAAAACACAAGCAAGUAAACAUUGGACGAGAAGAUGGUUUUCGCUUCAUACGGAUUUUGUACUCUAUACAUUUAAAUCGGAUUCGGAAAAUAUGGCAAUGACUGCAACACCCCUGCCCGGUUUCAUAGUUAUCGAGGGAAAAGAAUUGCCCGACGAGGAUCCAUUAAAUUCAAAAGAUCGAAUCAGAGCUUUUAAGAUUCAUCACUCGCGAAAGGGUUAUUAUCUUCAAGCAUCGUCGCAGGAAAACAAAGAAAAAUGGGUGCACGUAUUAAAAUUAGCCACGAAGGCUGAGCUACCUCAAGAUAAUGAUGAAAAGUCAAAGAAUAGUGAAAACGCACAGGAUCAUCAGGAAAAUUCGCAAGAAUACAGUUAAAUCACUCUAGUAUAAAUGUAUUUAUUAUUAUAUAGUUAAAACAAAUCAUAUACAUAUCGUCCUCGAUCUAAGAAACUGUAUUGUUAAAAACUUAAGUUUUACAUAGACUAUAUAUUAUUAUAUAUGUAGGAAUUUUUUUUGGCGAUAUUAUAAAAGAAAAUGAAGCAUGAAAUUUUUUGCAUGUCCUUUUAUACUCGUAUAUUAUAUUAAAAAUUAUAUUAAAGUAAAAAAACAAAUUAUAUAUAUAAAAAAAACAUUUUCCAUGUAUUAUAUGGAAAUUAAUUAAUUGCUGCACUUCGUACAAAAAAAGAAGAGUUGGAGUGAAUUUUUUUCAAGACAUGCGUCUUUUUAAUAUGUUUAAUGAUUAUCGCCAAAAACUUUCUGUGAUUGAGUCAAUUGUGACUAUCGCUGUCUAAGCGCUUGUUGUUUUUGUAAUAUUGUGUUAAAAAUAUAUUUAAAUUUAUAUCUUA